Molecule: messenger RNA, 3521 nt
Organism: Ahaetulla prasina
Lineage: Eukaryota; Metazoa; Chordata; Lepidosauria; Squamata; Colubridae
Gene: ST3GAL4
Product: ST3 beta-galactoside alpha-2,3-sialyltransferase 4
Exons: 14
Coding region: 586-1671 (361 amino acids)
Biological process (GO): glycolipid biosynthetic process
Molecular function (GO): sialyltransferase activity
Source: RefSeq, a predicted model, not a curated record
UGCCUUUCUCUUCCUCGCUCGCUCGUUCGUUCCUCCGGCGCUCGCCUGGGCUUAAGUUGCCAGCGGCCGCGGCAGCCGAUUGCACCGCGCUCCACCCCGGCUCCUCUGCUGAGUUGGCGCCGCUGCAGACCACGGGCUGCCCGAGCUGCAGGCGCCGGACUCUUCCUUUUGCAGAGCAGCGGUCGACACAACGAUCUCUUCCCCCCCCCCUCCGGCUCUCCUCCCGCCGCCUUCGCCUCGCUUGGAUUGCAACCCAGCCGCCGCUCGCCGGCCCCCCCCGCGGCCACCCUCCGCUUCCACCCGAGCCGCGGAGGAUGGCUGGUGGCGAAGGAGAUGGCAUCCCUGAUGUAUAGAGAGAUUAAUGCUACCAUCCAAAGCAUCUCACUGGUCCAAUUGGAUAGAGAACCUUGGAGCCCUGUAGCACCUCUUCAUUGCUGUACUGCAUAACUGAAAGCAAAUGGGAUUGUAGAUCUCGAUCUUCUGGAUGCGUUGCUAUCUUGGUUGCAGGACAGAAAGGAGACGACUGAGCUGCCACCUUGACAAUCUGCUGCUAUAAUUUAAAAUCCGAGGGGAUCAUUUGAAAGCAUGGAAGAGGCAGAAGAAAAACACAGUACUUUGGAGGUAACUCCUGAUGUUCGCCAUGAGAGCCUCAGUUGCAAGACCUUUCCAUAUCUGCUGAUAAAAAUGAUCAACAAGUCUCGAUGGAAGAUAGUUGGAGUACUGGCUGUAUUUUUGCUGAUGGUGUGGUAUACAAUAUCCCGGGAAGAAAGUUUUGAUUUCCACUUCCAAGAUGAAAAGAUGACUUGUCCUUUCAAAGAAGUGGAAAAGAAAGCUGCGCAAUUGAUACCAAAUUACACACGGGAACCUCCACUGUUUUUACACCUAAAGGAUUAUUUCUGGGUGAAGACCCCCUCGCUUUAUGAGCUGCCUUAUGGCACGAAAGGAACAGAGGAUGUUCUCCUACGACUCCUAGCAAUCACAAGUUACUCUCUCCCCGAAAACUUUCAAAGAUUGAAGUGCCGGCGGUGUGCGGUCGUUGGGAACGGUUACCGGUUGAGAAACAGCUCCAUCGGAGAAGUCAUCAACAAAUACGAUAUUGUGAUCAGGCUGAACAAUGCGCCAGUCCAUGGUUACGAGCGUGAUGUGGGCACCAAAACCACCAUGCGUCUUUUCUACCCCGAGUCAGCACACUUCAAUCCUCAGACGGACAACAACCCGAACACGUUGCUGGUGUUAGUGGCAUUCAAACCCAUGGAUUUUAUGUGGAUGGAGACAAUUCUCCAUGACAAGAAGAGAAUUCGGAAGGGUUUCUGGAAACAGCCUCCCAUAAUUUGGAAUGCAAAUCCUAAGCAAGUACGAAUUCUGAACCCAUAUUUCAUGGAGGUUGCAGCUGCUAAAGUGCUUAAGCUUCCAAUGAAACACUUGUGGAAGCUUAAAGAGAAACCAACGACAGGGUUAGUGGCUAUCACUCUUGCCUUGCACUUUUGCGAUGUGGUGGAUAUCGCUGGCUUUGGAUACCCCAGCUCAGACGACAAGAAGCAGAGUAUUCACUACUACGAGCAUAUUACGGUGAAAUCUAUGGCUUCUUCAGGGCACAAUGUCUCCCACGAGGCAUUAGCAAUAAAACAGAUGCUUGAAUUGGGACUCGUCAAGAACCUCACCUACUUCUGAUAUAAGAUGGGACAGCCUUUUAUGUUCACCUCGAGCUGGGCUUCGUGCCAGCAGGACAAAGCCCUUUUGUGGCCGGCCCUUUCUAACAUAUUGCCGUCCCUUCCAUUCCAACGCUGACUGGUGCAGAGGCCUUGCAGUUCCCUGCAAAUGGGGAUCAGGCUGGAUGGAAGCGUAUGGCUUCUAAACGUGUUGGCAGCUAGGGGUAGAAGCAGUCCUGUAGAGAACCUGGGUGUGACACCAUCAAUUGGAAGCAGGUGUCUUUCUUCCUUAUGGGGCACUGCCCUCUACAGAAUCUUCUCCGCUUGGGCGGUUGCAGAAUUUCCUUUGGCAUCCAACCGAGAGAUUCCUGCGUUCACCAGAGGCACCUUCGGAAGGUCAAAGCUAGAUUGCUGUUGAUGGGCCUCAAAGAAGAUAACCAACACGGUUUCCCACGGUGAUAAAAGUAAUCGUCCCAUAAAGUGGUUUCAUUAAUCAUUUCUCCCCGUCCUCUGCAAACCGGUAGAUGGGUGGUUGUUUGUUAUUUUAUUUAUCGUAUUGGAUGUUACCCAAUGGGCAAGAGGCAACUGAAUGAAGGAUUGUUAGCUGUCUGCCACCCUGUUUCCCCGUUUAGAUGAAGACGAGACGUAGUACGUUGGUUCAAGUCCCUGGUCAAUUCAUUUGUUAAAGAUGCCCAGGAAAACACGAUUAAGGAACGGUAGAGGAGAUAGUGAAGUUUAUUCCUUUCCCAUCUGAUUGGUUGGUUUUAGAGACUACGACGGAAAGGAGAAUACCCAACAGUAUUUGCUGGUAGUUUUUAUACCUAAAACAGUAGAGUUGAAUGGAUGUUUAUUUUUUAUUUUUUAAUUUUUUUUUCUGGGCAAAAGAGGUGGAAAAGAAAUCCUUCUGUGAAGGACACCCUUAUGCCCGAGUAGCGCAUUUCUGAUCUUAAAUGUAUGGAGUAGAUUUCUUUCCUUCCCAUCAAGUGGGGUGGGGGGGGAUGACAACCAGAAUCGACCGACAAUGCAAAAAACAACAACAACCCAAGAGCUAUCCUGGCCAAAGUUAAGCAGGAAAGGAAGGGCAAGAAAGGUAAGAGAAGAAGAAUAGAUCCGUAUGUCCGUACGGAAACGGAAAUGGGCAGAAAUCCGAAGCUGCACAGCACUUUUUGCCUGUCUGUUCCAUGGUUAGGAAGGGGGACGGAGUUGUCGUACAGGACAAAGGUGAAUCUCAGGGGCCUAAAAGGGUCGUUUUGAAGUACGUUUGCCUUUUCAUAGAGGCAGGGGAGGACAAGGGGGGCGGGGCGGGAUGUCCAGACAUUUCAGAUGUACCAGUCUGGUUAGGAUUUGGGUGUAUUCUCUUCUUCCCCUUUAAUCUCCAACGUGGUGGGGUCAAAGUGUAUUAUUUAAAGCUGAUAUAUUAAGUGCACUUGUCCGAUUGAACAUUGGAAACCUGGCAGUCUUCUGUUUCUCCCUCGAGAGGGAACCGACCACGUCAAGGUGCAAGACCACGAGAUCAACUCGCCCUAUACCACCUCCGUGUAUUUGUGCAGCCAAACGUGCCUUAGCCAUCUUCGCAAGUGCCCGGCUUUUUUUGAGGGGGGCCCCGCUGGCGAUGCAAACUCCAGCGGCUGAGGCCCAUCGGAUCCAUUGCCAAGAAGAUGGAUUGCUCCGAAGGACUGCCCGUGGACUUGACAGCUGAGAUAGAUUUCCAGAUUCUUCCUUGGAAAUCCGGGAGGAAGGAGGGAUUGCUUAUUAAAUGGCGAUUCUGGGGAGGGGGAGGGGUUGAAUCCCACAAAGGAGUGUUGGAAGUGUCUUUCCUGGCCAAGUGAUACAGCAGUGUUAAGUAAUUUAAUAAAUUUAAUUUAAAACAGC